This is a messenger RNA of Ostertagia ostertagi, 783 nucleotides long. The record is from the annotation of a GenBank genome assembly. Lineage: Eukaryota; Metazoa; Nematoda; Chromadorea; Rhabditida; Trichostrongylidae.
AUGCCUGCUCCGGCAGGCUAUGUUCCGGGAGUGGGAAGAGGUGCGACCGGUUUCACGACGCGGUCUGAUAUUGGACCGGCGAGGGAGGCCACCGAUGUGCCAGAAGCAGGGACGGGACCGCCAUCGAAGAAGGCGAAAGAGGAAACCAAGGAGGACCCGGAAGAGCAACUCAAUGACAACAAUUACGAUGAAUUUGAAGGCUAUGCAGGGAGCUUAUUCGCGCAGGAUCCUUAUGAUAAAGAAGACGAAGAAGCAGACGAGGUCUAUUUAGCUUUCUUGGGAUAUUUCAGAGAGAAAAAGUACAAAGAGGCUAUCGAAAAGUAUCGCAAAGAGAGGCCAAAAAUUCAACAGGAGUUUUCUGAUCUGAAGAGGCAGCUUAGCGAGGUGCAGUUCUAUCUAUCAUCAUACGUAAAAGUUCUGUUCACACCUGUACCGGAUUCACUUAUUGCUAUGUCAAUGAGUUACGGAGAGACAACUUCCACGCUUGAUAGUCGCGUUCAAUCAGGAAUGACAACACCUUUCGGUUCGGGAUUCCAGAGCACUUUUGGCGGGAUGCAGUCGUCACUAGGUGGUUGGAAAACGGGAAUUAACUCAGGCAUAUCGUCUGGCCAUGAUCUUGAUCUUAUAAAAAUUGGCCAGGCCAGAAACAAAAUUAUGGACAUCAAGCUGAAUCAGGUAUCGGACUCCGUCUCGGGCCAGACUGUUGUUGAUCCCAAGGGUUACCUUACCGAUCUCCAGUCGAUGAUUCCACAAUACGGAGGAGACAUCAACGAUGUCAAGAAG